AUGUCUUUUAUCCCUUCUGCUCGACGUCGGCGACCGCAGGAGUUUACCCUCCCCAAUGGGAAAAGGGUGAUUGCCUCUCUUCCAGAGGACGUUAACGAGUUACGUGAAAAACAUGGAGACCUUUGUGAUACACAGAUCGAAAUUAUUAUCCAUGGAUCACCAGAACACCACAAUUAUCUCAAAGAGACACGAGAUCACCAUGAAGGUCGUCGUGAUCACUUUCGUCGAAAGCAUGGCCCUGCUUUUGACGAAUGGGAAGAUAUGCAGAGUCAGCUCGAUCUAGUCAAUAGCCACCUGGAACGACUCUCAACUAGCACAUCCGGUCUGAAUGCCAACUUCGACAAGUUUGGCUACGGCGCUGAAUUGCGAACUUAUGAUGAUGACGAGCCUGCACCUAAUGUCGACUCAUCAAACAUGUCUACGUCUGACACAUUAUCAGUUGGCUCUGGUGGGGGUCAGCCUCGAUUAGGGGAGACCAUCAAGCUCUUCAAGAAGCCAGUCAUAAAGCAAUGGUUUCACAAGGGCCUGCUGUGGCGUGCUUCAGACAAUACUGAAAUUAUGGCCAUCGAGCUCUUCUUCGAUCUUCUUUACGUCGGUAUUAUCCACGUCAAUGGUGAACAUGUCUGGGCAGAACCGACCGGCAAAGAGCUUCUGCGCUUUGCGAUUACGUUCAUUAUGUCUUGGAAAAUCUGGUCCGAUAUCACCUUGAUCUUGAGUUGGUUCGAGACAGACGAUGUCUUCACUCGGCUUGAAAUUCUGUUUGAGAUUGCAUGUCUCUUGGGGUUCUCGACCAACAUGACAUAUGCCUUUUACGAGGGCGAACACAACACAUACACGAUGCUGGUGUCUUUCUACGUUGCUGCUCGAUUUAGAGGUAUCGUGCAUUUCCUAUAUACCGCUUAUCUUCUCCCAAUGGUUCGAGGUGUUAUGGUUUGUCAGGCUAUCAAUAUCAUCAUUCCUGCAACUAUUUGGAUCGCCAGUAUCCAUGUUGAGAUGCCUUCUCGACUAGGACUUAUUUGGGUUGCUAUUGCCUUGGAUAUGUGUGGUCAAAGCAUCUUGACGGGACUAUUUCAAUGGGGUCGGACAACUUCACAGCCUAAACGGUUUGCGAGAUAUCUUUCUGGCCUUUUUGAAUUCUUUCCAGCCGUCAACAUUGAGCAUCGAGUUGAACGGACCAAUGCCUUUGUUUCUUUGGUGUUUGGAUACUCUGUUAUGGGACCCAUGUUCCAGAGUCAUGGAGGUUAUACAGUCGAUGUAUUUCUGGGUAAGGCUAUUCUUGGGCUUUGCCAGGCAUUUGUCUUCAACUGGAUCUACUUCGAUGUCGAUGGAAGCAACAUCGAUGUACACGCCAUCAGACGCGCUGUAUAUACUUCUUCGAUAUGGCACUACGCUCACCUUCCCUUCAUCAUGGGCUAUAUCCUCGCAUCUGCUGGAUUAUCUAAGCUCGUUCUGGUUGCUGACACACCGAGCGCAAACCCUGAGCAUCUGACAGAUCACUACAUCGAGCGUGCAGAGCCCGAGAUCGCCAAUGGAAUCCGGUACUUUUAUUGUCAUGGUCUUGCUAUCGCAUUGCUUUUCAUGGGAGUCAUAUCAGCUUGUCAUGGACAUCGCCACCCGUCAACUCGACGCUUAUCUAAAAAGACUCGGCUGGCCAACCGGGCACUUGUCUGCCUCAUCCUCUUCUGCUUGCCCUUGGCCAAGAGCCUCAAUUCGUUGAAUCUCGUUUCCAUCACUCUCGCAUUGACCACAUGGGUCUUGCUUCUUGAGUUGUUUGGCAAGUCGUGCCGCAAUGACCCUUUUAUUGGUGAGAAGCAAGGAUGCUCGGUGCGGUACAAGUGCAAGUGCAGCAAGAAGGAUCUUGAAAAUGCGAAUCUGGACGAGAAGCCUAAGACUGCUUCGGCAGAAGUCCUCGAGCUGGGACCUAGAGAGAAAACUGCAGUGGUUGAUGUACAAGACUGA
This is a messenger RNA of Fusarium coffeatum, 1959 nucleotides long. RefSeq lists its product as uncharacterized. The coding region runs from base 1 to 1959 and encodes 652 amino acids. NCBI's taxonomy places the organism in Eukaryota, Fungi, Ascomycota, Sordariomycetes, Hypocreales, Nectriaceae. The transcript has 4 exons. The record is from RefSeq and is a predicted model, not a curated record.